Messenger RNA from Caenorhabditis briggsae, 399 nucleotides. It is a transcript of the gene Cbr-pfn-1, whose product is annotated as Protein CBR-PFN-1. Bases 1 to 399 code for a protein of 132 amino acids. Lineage: Eukaryota; Metazoa; Nematoda; Chromadorea; Rhabditida; Rhabditidae. The transcript has 2 exons. The record is from RefSeq and is a predicted model, not a curated record. Gene Ontology annotation, molecular function: actin monomer binding. Gene Ontology annotation, cellular component: cell cortex.
AUGUCCGGAUGGAACGCCUACAUUGACACGAUGACCGCCGCCGCCCCAUCGAUCAAGCGUGCCGCCAUCGUCGGAGCCACCGACGGAGCCGUCUGGGCUCGUACCGAGGACGCCAACGUCUUCAAGGCCACGGAAGCGGAGCUGAAGACGUUCGUCAACCUGUUCCAAGACGUGACUGCCGUGCCAGGAAAGGGAGCCGACAUUGAAGGCGUGCACUACGUGGUGCCACGCUCCGAGGAGACGCUGAUCUUCGGAAAGAAGGAGAACACUGGAUUCUUUGCCGCCAAGACCAAGUCGGCCGUCCUGAUUGCCGUCUACGAGGGACCGAACGAGGUGGCCGCUCAGGUCCGCAAGGCUGUCGAGAACAUGCAGACGUACCUCGCCAACGCUGGAUACUAA